AUGGCAAUGGAUGCGGCGCUCCUGGACGAGCGGCUGACUCCUGCCAAGGUCGACGUCACGUUCAGCCGCGUUUGCGGAAGUUCCCCGCACAUGUUACUCACGCAGUUUCGUGAUGCGAUGGUCCGGCUAGCUGCCAUCAAGUACCCAUCUCUGCCGAGAACGGAGGCGGUGAUGCAGCUUUACCAGAAGCACUUGGCCACUUUUCAGGGCACGACCAAAGGAGUCGUGGCCGAGCUGGACCAAGCUAUGCUCAGCCUACUUGGGGCAGCGAGGCGACGAGCUCUGCCGGUAUCAGUGUGGGACGCGAUGCAAGGGCUCAGCAUGGACCAAUGGACAACCUACAAGCCGAUUUGGCCCCCUGGCCCCCCUCGCAAGUGUCAGAAAGAGUUAGAGGAUUUAGAGGUUUGUAGACACUGCCAGACCGGCCUCCUGCACGCUGCCAUGGCUGCAAUCGACGCACAGCGAACGGGCUUGAAGUUCGUGGAUCCCGAAGCAUUCGUGGAGCAGGAGUUGUGGUGGGACCUGGCGAAGACCUUCGUCGCUCCGAUUCCGAGCACAGUGGCAGAGCUCGAGCCGAUAAAGCAGCGAAUGCGUACCGAUCGCAGCUAUGCGCUAUCGAUUCUGCAGGAUGUUGCGAAGUGCAGCUACAGCUGGCAGAUGACGCAGUACUUGAGCCAGGAGAGUUUUCUCGUGUGUCACCGGAUGUUUUUGUGCGAUCGGACAGCGGCAGCGUGGUUGAGCACUGAAACGGUGAUGGGUGUUGCAGUCGAUUUCAUUUUGGUGCAAGAAGUUGCCAGGACACCUGAGAGAGCAAAGGGAUCCAGGCUGGAAGUGCCUGAAAUUCGCUUCACAGCUGCUGGUGACGCUGUUUCCCUUUGCAUGAACCAAGCCGAGCCAGCGAAGCCGUCGGUCCGCAACGAUGCGAGUGUGUGUCACGAGGCUGUCUCGAGAAACGUUGCCGCCCUGGAGUUCAUUGCGGGCCGUUUUCGUCAGGAUGGUAGAAUCCUCUCCAUGUGGCUCUCCAUCGCGCUGCAGAAGGCGAAUCAGAAGCUCGAGACUCGAAACGAGCCGCUGGGCGACAUCUUGGCUGAAAGCAUUCGAAGUUGUGGUGGCUUCUUCAUUUUCUUGGACGGCUUGGCCUCAGAUUACAACGUGCGGGCGCAGGAGACUGAGAAUGCCAACAUGGACCGCGUGGUUCCCAUUGCAGCGUUGUGCGUCCAAUGUGGAAGCAGGUGCAUUUUGGUCUCCAUGGGGUUCUACGUUCCUGCCAGCAGAACGGCCUUUGCAGAGAUCAAAUACCCGGGCGUCAAGGUCAAGCAUGGGGAGUCACCCUACGAUGCUGCUGCAAGGCUUUGCAAGAGCAGGCUCACGCCGCUCUCAGACUUCAUCCAGGUGGAAGCAACAUCUUUCGAGGCGAAGGAAGAGGAGGACAUCUCAAAACGCACCGGGCUGCCGUCCCGGUAUUUGAGAAGCAUCUUCCGAGGGCACAUGAGCCCUCUUGUACCCUGGGGCGAUCACAUGCAGUUCAUUCCCAGCCGGUCAUCGAGCACCAUGAGGCUUACAUCUAAGCAGAGCAGUCUGGCACGCCGCUUCCUUCGAGCUCACCCCUUGUCGCCGGCACUUUGUCCAGACCUCUUUGCGUUGAAGCAGGACCUCGAAAGCCCGGAGAUCACGCUGUACGCCUGGAUGCCAGCGUGGGAGUUCGAGUACCUGCGAUACACCGCGCAGGGCGAGGCUUUGGUGGACUACUGGGUCCAACAUGGUGAUUACUCUGUGUUGCACACAGACGGAAGUGCUCAGCGCUGCUUCACGCCAGUUGCUUGUCUAUUAGGAAGUCCUUGUGUAAGCGAUCACCAGAACCCGAGGACGAGGGCUUGA
Symbiodinium sp. CCMP2456 is the source of this 1878-nucleotide messenger RNA. NCBI's taxonomy places the organism in Eukaryota, Dinophyceae, Suessiales, Symbiodiniaceae. The record is from the annotation of a GenBank genome assembly.